Messenger RNA from Malania oleifera, 2178 nucleotides. RefSeq lists its product as uncharacterized. Bases 181 to 1716 code for a protein of 511 amino acids. The record is from RefSeq and is a predicted model, not a curated record. Gene Ontology annotation, cellular component: chloroplast envelope. The transcript has 13 exons. Lineage: Eukaryota; Viridiplantae; Streptophyta; Magnoliopsida; Santalales; Ximeniaceae.
AGAGCAUCAAGCCGUUUGCUUUCCCACCACUUCUCUGCUCCAAGCCUGAAAUCCUGAUCCGUUCGCUGACCCUCGCCGAAAACUAGAUAAUCUAAAACAAUUUGCACAGCACCCUUCCAUGGCGUAAAUCUAGGAAAAAGCCUGCGAAAACAAGAACAGGGUUCUUCACAAACCAAUGCAAUGGCCUCCGUAUCCACCUGCAUCUCUAUAAAGCCUUCGCUGUUCCUAAAACCUUCCUCGCCACACUACCGGAAUCGGCGACUCCAACCUUUCCGUCCAUCAAGAAACUUCUCCAGGGUUCGGAGCCCUAGGGUUUAUGCUCCCGUUGUCCGAGCGAGUAUUGAUGUUCCAUACGCAAUUAAACCUGGGGGCAGUGUGGAGAGCGAUAGACUGCCGUCAGAUGUGCGAAAGCGGGCCAUGGACGCUGUCGAUGCGUGCGGAGGGAGGGUUACAAUCGGGGAUGUGGCCAGCAGGGCCGGGCUCAAGUUGAGUGAGGCUCAGAGAGCUCUGCAGGCGCUUGCUGCGGAUACCGAUGGGUUCUUGGAGGUGUCAGAUGAAGGUGAUGUUCUUUAUGUUUUUCCAAAGGAUUAUCGAUCUAAGCUUGCAGCCAAAUCAUUUAGGAUAAAAGCUGAACCUUUGGUUGAAAAGGCGAAGUCUGCAGCUGAAUAUUUAAUAAGAGUUUCCUUUGGGACAGCUCUGAUUGCUUCAAUUGUUCUUGUUUAUACUACAAUUAUUGCUAUUGUCUCAAGUAGAAGUGAUGAGGACAAUCGUGGAAGACGGGGAGGCAGAUCAUACGAUUCGGGUUUCACAUUUUACCUCAACCCAUCGGAUUUAUUUUGGUAUUGGGAUCCAUACUACUAUAGAAGGCGACGCGUACAAACAGAAGGUGAUGGGAUGAACUUCAUUGAAUCUGUUUUUUCAUUUGUGUUUGGUGAUGGUGAUCCUAAUCAAGGAAUUGAAGAAGAGAGGUGGAAGUUGAUUGGACAAUACAUAUCUUCAAAUGGUGGCGUGGUGACAGCUGAAGAACUUGCUCCCUAUCUUGAUUUAUCGUCAAUGGAUGCCACUGAUAAUGAUGAGUCAUACAUCUUGCCAGUGCUUUUACGGUUUGAUGGUCAGCCAGAAGUGGAUGAACAGGGAAACAUUCUGUAUCGAUUCCCAUCGCUACAGCGUACAGCUGCUUCUCAGAGGAGUGGAAGGAAGGAAUAUGUUGGGAGAAGAUGGGCUGACUGGAUUGGUGGGGUUGAGAAGUUUUUCGAGGAGAAGAAAUGGCAAUUCAGUAAAACUAGAAGUUCUGAGAGAGCAAUGGUCAUUGGAUUGGGUGGGCUUAAUCUGUUUGGGGUUAUUAUUCUUGGUAGCAUGUUAAAGAAUAUGUCAGUUACGCCAAGUGGAUUCAUUACGUUUGUUGCAGAUAUAUUUCCCCUGCUUCAGAUUUAUGCUGGUUCUUUUUUUGCAAUUCCUUUGGUCCGAUGGUUCUUUUUUCGCAAAAGGAAUACUGAAAUAGAGAAGAGGAACCAAAUACGGGAACAAUGUGCUCAGGCACUUGAAAUGCCAGAUCUUUCUCUAAGGCAAAAGAUUCUUAGUGCUCGGGAUAUGGCCCAAAGAACAGUUAUUGGACAGGACCGGAUUAUUUAUAGCACUGACAAGGACUUGUUUGAGCAAGACUACGAUUCCCAAGAUUGGGACCAGAAAUUCCGGGAGCUUGAGAAAUCAGAUUGAAUCAAGACCCGUCGCUUGGUAAAUUUUGCAUUGCCUUUGCCCUCAAAAUGCUGUGUUCAGGGUCACAGGAAAGAGUAGAAGGAAGGAAGAUGGGUGAGAGAUUGACCAUGUUCGCCCAUGCAGUUCCAUGAACUAACAGGUGAGGGAGGUUGGGUGAAAUUUACUAGCUGUUAUAGUUACAGAUGUAUAUUUUUGUAUUUUAUAGGGGGGUUUUUGGGGGAGGAUGAAUGGGCGUAUGGAUAUGUACUCGAUUAAGCGUCCAUAUUGGAGUGCUGGAUAAUUAACUUGUGCCAGCAGUUGCUCGAAUCUACCCAUGGAUAGGAUAACUUUUAUGAUGCUUAGCAGGACAAUGCCUUUUCAUUUCCAUCCAUGGAACACAUUUACCUCUUGAGAAAUUGAAAAAUGUUGUCUUCCUUGUAAUUAAUUUGAAUUUACAAUGAAGGUUAUGCCAUAUACAACCUA